Messenger RNA from Lytechinus pictus (painted urchin), 3886 nucleotides. RefSeq lists its product as uncharacterized. The transcript has 5 exons. The record is from RefSeq and is a predicted model, not a curated record. The coding region runs from base 577 to 1038 and encodes 153 amino acids. Lineage: Eukaryota; Metazoa; Echinodermata; Echinoidea; Temnopleuroida; Toxopneustidae.
GGGAAGCGGAACGCGUGAAAAGGAAAGUGACGUCUUUUAUUUUAACGGGUGAAACUUCGUCGUUCUUUUCAACCCUGUAUGAUUUUGACCCAAGAUGAAAGUUAUUUUGAAUAUUAGCUGAACUGAUUAUUCUUUCUACCAAGAUGUGGACUUUUGCCUGAAUGUUUCCACGCAUUCAAUAAUAAUAUUUGGAACCGAAUUCGAAAAUGUAUGUGCAUAACAUUUAAAUGAACUGUUGGGACUACACGCACAUAGUACGCUUCGGAGAUGUAAUCUACACAACGUCAUUAAUGUGGACUGCACAGUGAACGCUGUCAACUAGUAUUGGAUGAACUUCACAAUCACAUGAACACACUAAUCGGCAAUUAAAUCGCGAACUGGACUGUGAGUACACCAUGAAGACUCCCAGAAUAAAACUGAAUUCAGUCUCACUGCUAGUAAUGGGCCCCAACAUUUAUUUUUGGAUCAGGGUCUGUUGGAGCUGGAAUCACGUGUAGGAAUGAUAAUAGGCCUACUAAUGGUAUCAUUUCAAGCCAGUCUCCAUUGUCUGAUGAACCGGCUACAUCCAACAGCAAAAUGGUUAAUGCCAGACUUAUCGGGAUAUCUUCGGAUGCAGAUGGUAUCUACGUUGCUGACUUUCUGCAAGAGAAUCUAGAAUUCACUCAUGUUAUUCCGUCAGGGUCAGUGACGCCGGGUUGCAUAUGUUUCGACUCUGUACGAAAGAAGGUCUACUGGAUCAAAAGCAGGAAAGUUUACCGCGUAAACUUGGAUGGUUCUAGCAUGGAGUUUCUUGUAGACUGUAGACGUGAUGAUGUUUCAGCUAUCGCUCUUGCUGGAAAAUCGGAGGAAUUAUUCAGGGCGUAUGGGCAUCCCCUUCAACAAAUAACAUCGCAGUCAAUUAAAGCGGGUAUACGGAAUAUCAGUGUAGAAGCUGCUAUUUUCACUGAUGAUAAUCAUAACCCAGGACCGACAUCCUUCCCAGCUUCUCUUGUUGUUGACGAAGAAUACAGGAACUGUCCAACGUAUUUUCAUUGCUGACUAUCUCUCAGAGAGGUACUUCUACAAAGACCUCGUCCAUAAUGGUGCCCAGGAAUCGACGCCAUUAAUCUUUAAGCACAAUAUGACAGGAAUAAGGGCUAUGCACUACUAUGAUGGCGCCCUGUACUUGCUACAAUCCGGUCCGCACUUCCAGUCGGGUUUCCGUAUUUGCAGGAAUAUAGAGGCGCGAAACAAUAUCACAUGUGACUUUCGGGUAAUCAAUGGCUCAAUCAUUCUAAAUGAAUUCCUCAUCGUCAACAUAACAGAAUACUAAGCGAUGUAGUCCAACCUAUUUCUCAAAUAUUUUACGUUUUAUGGCAGUAGGCUUGGAUACUAAGAGGUUAAAACCUUUAAAAUUCUUUGCACGCUGAAUUAAUUUUGUGAGAUAAUAGUGACGAUUGUUUCCAUGUUAUCUUCUUCAAUUUAAGAUUUCCAUAUUGCACCAUUGAUACUUAGGUUUAGUAUAUAGAUGAUAUCCAAGAACUAUUGUAAUUAUAAGCUUCUUUAAUAUGAAUGUAGAAGAGAAAACUAAUUAUUACAAUUGUUAAAUUUAAAUGUACGAAUGUGCAAAAUUGCAAUAUCAGCACGCAAAGGGUGCUGAAAUAUGUAUAUGUUUCAAUCAUGGAAUUUGUAAUUAGUAAAAUUACUAACGAGGGAUUCUUUAAUAUCUAGUUCGUAUACUUUAACUGUUGUCUAUUUUACAGAACUCUAACAAGCUUUCAGAAUAAUGGUUACUAUUCUUUUUAAAUAUGAAUUUACCAAAAUGUGCCAUAACAGGGGUUGGUGUUGGUGAAUGGGGAAUACACGUAGAUCGUCGUUCAGACAGCGCUCAACAUCACAUCCGGAAAUACGUUAUAUUUUCCGAGGUCAAUCCCAACACCAGCGUCAUUUCAAGAACGGUGUUGUGGCUGGUGUUGGUGUUGUCACAACACCAACACCAGAUUUCAACACCGUACUUGAAAUGACCCAUUGUUACUAUUACUCUCUUUGGUGUCAUGAUCGAUCUCUAGGGUGUGGUCCUGAGUGGUGACAGUUUAACACCACAGUUUUUAAGGUGUUAAUUGUUCUCCAUAUAUAUAAAUUUGAUUUCAUGAUGAUGCAUACUUCUGACACUCAUUAGACUAAGUUUUGUCUGUUUUUAUCUUACUUUUCUUUACAAUUUCUGUAGACAUGUUUACAUCACUUACCAUUUUUAUGCUUUGUUCAUUGCAAUUUUGAUUGAUUUUAAGCAAAUUUAAGCUUGUUUUGCAAUAUAGUGAAAUUUCUAAUUGAAAAAAAAUUCUAAUUGAAAAUUACAGACCUAUUGCGUUGUUACCCAUAUUCUCAAAAAUUCUUGAGAAAAUAGUGUACAAAAGAAUGGAUGAUUUCCUUCAACUUCAUAAUAUCAUAAUACCACAACAAUUUGGCUUUCGAAAGAAUUACUCCACAAAUAUGGGCGUCUUGAAUUUAGUGAAUACUUUUAUAAAUGCAAUUGAUAGUGGAAAAUUUUGUAUUGGUGUGUUUCUAGAUUUAUCAAAGGAAUUUGAUACUAUCGAUCAUGAUAUAUUGUACAAGCUUGAGCAUUAUGGUGUUCGUGGGGUAGCCUUAAGUUGGUUUAAAAAUCACUUAAAGAAUAGAUGUCAGUAAGUAAUGAUUAAUGGAGUUUAAUAACAAUCUAAGGAGGUUAAAUGUGGUGUACCCCAAGGCUCGGUUCUGGGUCCCUUAUUGUUCUUGAUUUAUGUUAAUGACAUUAUAAAUUCAUCAAAAUUGUUUACUUAUUCACUAUUCGCAGAUGACACUUGCUUACUUUCCCAUCACAAAGAUAUGCAUACUCUCAUAUUCUCAACUAACAAUGAAAUUAAAAAUAUAUUUAAAUGGUUUUGUUGUAACAAGCUUUUAUUAAAUGCUAUUAAAACUCAAUAUGUUGUCUUAAGAACAAGGGAUAAAAGAGUCCCUGAAGAUACUAAUCGAUUAUCAAUAGGAGGCCAUCAGAUCAAUCGAAGUCAAGAUGUAAGGUUUAUGGGAGAUGUAGUUGAUGAUCACUUAUCAUGGAAAAAUCACCUCAAUUUUGUUUGUACUAAGGUAUCAAGGAGUGUUGAUGUCAUUUAUAAGUUACGUUUCUCUCUCCCUCAGCAGACCUUAGUAACUCUUUACAAUGCUAUUAUUAUGCCACACUUAAAUUAUUGUAAUGUUGCAUGGGUAAAUACAUAUAGGAACCAUUUAAACAAACUGCUAGUUCUUCAGAAGAAAGUUAUGAGGCUCAUAACAAAUUCGAAUUACAGAUGUCCAAGUAUUCCUUUAUUUCUGCAAUUGAAGAUUUUGCCUCUUGAUGAUUUAGUCUCCUUCAAUUGUUUGAUAUUUAUGUACAAAUCACAAUCCUCUCAAAACUGUUCAUUUUUAAAAGAUGCAUUUGUUGUUAACUCAAAUGUCCAUCUGUACAAUACACGGCACAAAAAUCUUAUCCACCAACCACUUACAAGAACAAAUACUGCUUUGAAUUCUUUUGUGAUAGUUUGUACCAAAGAAUGGAAUAAGUUACCACAAAGCUUUAGAUCCAGUCCAACACUGCCCAUAUUUAAAAAUUCAUGUCGAAAAUAUUUAUUUGAAAGGUUACAAAAUAUUUUAAAUUGAUUCUUGAUAAACCAUAUGUGUGUGUGUGUAUUUUGUAUGUAUUUUUCUUAUUUACUCUCUAGAUUAUCAUUAUAAAUAUUUUUCAUCUCAUUCUUGUUGUAAUGUACUUUAUAAGGGGCCCCUCUCACAAGCUCUGCUUCUAUGGGGUUCCAAACCUAUCAUGUAUUCUCAUUUUUUGUUAAACUGUGUAAUGUCUCUUGUUUUGAUUGGUUGAAAUAAACUUGAACUUGAAUAGUCA